AUGAAUCACUCCCCUUUGGACAUCACAAUAAUAUUUACAUCAUAUGGAUCCUUUCGGCCACUGAAUUACUUCUUUUUCACUCUCACGUUUAUUUUCUACCUCCUCUCAGUUCUUUCUAAUAUUUUGCUGAUGUUGGUUAUCUAUUUUGAAUCCAGCCUACACAAACCCAUGUACAUUUUUCUGUUUAACUUGGCAGUAAAUGGACUGAUAGGAAGCUCUGCUAUCUGGCCAAAAGUCAUGGAAAACCUUCUUUCAGACACUCAAAAGAGCUCACUGCUGGCUUGUCUAGUUCAGGUGUUUUGGAGCUAUUUCUACAUAUCAUCUGCUUAUACAACAUUCUCAGUCAUGGCCUACGACCGAUACAUCUCCAUUUGCAAGCCUUUGCUGUACCACAGCAUCAUGACUCCUAGGAAAGUGAAAGCACUGCUUACUGCAGCCAACAUCAUUCCUCUCUCCUCUAUAUCCAUUCAAGUGUAUCUGACUUCCACUCUGCCGAUGUGUGGCUACACUAUCCACAACCUGUUCUGUGACAACCUGGAACUUCUGAAACUCUCCUGCGUCAAAAGUGCUCUGGUUAGUCUAUAUGGUGUUUGCAUGAUUACAAUCUUAAUUGGUUUUCCAUGUAUUAUUGUGCUGCUCUCUUAUGCAAAGAUCCUCACUGUGAGUCUGAAAGCCUCCAAAGAUGCACGAAAGAAAGCUCUCAGCACAUGCUCGCCUCAUUUGAUCACCUUCAUUAAUUUAUCACUGGCUUCUCUUUUUGUUGAUAUUUAUCAUAGAUACAGUUCAGUUCUACCAGGAAAUGCUUGCAUAGUAAUGAUCAUAGAUAUUUUUGUGAUUCCCCCUCUGUUGCAUCCAAUCAUAUAUGGGAUCAGAACACAGGAGAUCAGGAAAUGUUUUGUAAAAACAGUGAGGAAAAAGGAGAGAUUUUUCAGGAUCUAUUCAGCUUUUUCACUUACUAUGAAGUUCAGACUGCGAUCAGGUCCAAUUAAUGUGCUUUUCAAUGACAAAAUCAACUAG
Messenger RNA from Conger conger (European conger), 1017 nucleotides. Its product is annotated as olfactory receptor 4S1-like. The record is from RefSeq and is a predicted model, not a curated record. Gene Ontology annotation, molecular function: olfactory receptor activity; G protein-coupled receptor activity. Lineage: Eukaryota; Metazoa; Chordata; Actinopteri; Anguilliformes; Congridae. The coding region runs from base 1 to 1017 and encodes 338 amino acids. The transcript has a single exon. Gene Ontology annotation, biological process: G protein-coupled receptor signaling pathway. Gene Ontology annotation, cellular component: membrane.